AUGAUUUCAAUCGUAAAAUUUAUUUCUUGGGCCCUUUUGAUUUCGGCUGUGUCCUCGAAGAGAGUCAAUUUGUUUAUAAGGCCUCUUGAUGGAACAGAGUCAAAUCCAAUUGGGUACAUUGAGAAUGAAUUGGUUUACUUAAUGGAGACGGACUUACAAAAAGAGUAUGGUUAUUGUAUUGGCACUAAAGACAUCCACCACCAUGACUGCUUUAGCUACCAUACAAACUUAGCAAACUUGAGCCACGCCGUCUUUCAUCUAUUUCUUGAUGGUGAUGGUGAUGUGGAAAGGUUAUCGUUAUCCUUCGACGACAAGUUGAAUGAGCCAAAGGUGGUAAAACACAAAAUACUUGUUGCACCAGGACCGAAUUUGACUCCAGCCUCGAUUAAUAAGCCAAGAGAGGAACAAAAGAAUGGAGGAGGAGGAGAAGGGAUCGAGGUGCCAGUCGAUAAUAGGUCUUGGAUACAAAAGAAUUGGAUGUAUGUGGUGCCUCCAUUAAUUAUUUUUAUGUUUGCUGGUGGUGGUGGUGGUGGUGCUGCUACCGCUGAACAAGGAAGUUAG
Molecule: messenger RNA, 561 nt
Organism: Lodderomyces theae
Lineage: Eukaryota; Fungi; Ascomycota; Pichiomycetes; Serinales; Debaryomycetaceae
Exons: 1
Coding region: 1-561 (186 amino acids)
Source: RefSeq, a predicted model, not a curated record